GAAAUGAACAAUUCCUUUUAGAUUUUGAGCAGCUUCAGAGCCAGUUUCCUGACCAGGAGCAAUUGCGUGCUGUUACUGAGUCGAUUCUUAUUUCUCUGGUUAUGCAGUGUAGUGGUCAUGCACCCCGGGCAGAAUUCCUUCUAUUUGCUUUACGCAGUUUGUGCAGUAUAGGUUACAUACGCUGGGAUACAUUCUUGCCUUCCCUUCUUUCUUCUGUUUCCUCUGCAGAGAUUUCAAUUGCUCAAGGGAGUCAGUCUGUGCCUGCUGUCUCUUCUACAAGUUUAUCACAGUCUGGGAUGUUGCCAUCUUCAAACACAAUACCCAUUUCCUCUACUUUUCAGUCUUCAAAUCCUGCAUCUCCUAUGCCUUCAGUUCAUGGUAUUGGAUCCCCUGCUCAGUCAGCUACUGAACCAUCAUCUGGUGCAGCUUUAUCACCAAUGAAAUCAUCUGAUGUCGCUUGUACAGGACAACAGUCCACAAGCAGGACCAAUUUAUUAAUAAGAGAUAAUGCUAUAAGUAGUCUACGUCAGUUAUGCUGUAAGAUUAUUUUAACUGGUCUGCAAUCCAAUUUGAAGCCUGUAACUCAUGCUGACAUUUUCCACCAUGUGCUGAAUUGGCUGGUUAAUUGGGACCAAAGACAACUGGGGAGUGAUGAAUUUGAUGGUGCAAAAUGCUGGAAACCUGAUAAAGCCCUAAUUGAAUGGUUACACAUUUGUUUAGAUGUGAUCUGGCUGUUGGUUGAGGAUGAUAAAUGCCGUGUGCCUUUUUAUGAACUGUUGCGAAGUGGCUUGCAGUUUAUAGAAAACAUACCAGAUGAUGAAGCAUUGUUUACACUUAUUUUGGAGAUCCAUAGGCGGCGAGAUAUGAUGGCUAUGCACAUGCAGAUGUUAGAUCAACACCUUCACUGCCCUACAUUUGGAACUCAGCGGCUUUUAUCUCAGGCCACUACUAAUGUAUCAGGUGAAGCGGUGACUAACAUGAGAUAUUCACCAAUCACAUACCCAAGUGUUCUUGGCGAACCUUUGCAUGGAGAGGAUCUUGCAGCUUCAAUUCAGAGGGGAAAUUUGGACUGGGAAAGAGCUUUGCGAUGUAUAAGGCAUGCUCUGCGUACUACUCCCUCAACUGACUGGUGGAAGCGUGUGCUUCUUGUGGCUCCUUGUUAUAGGCCUCAUUCUCAAGGCCCUACUCCUGGUGCUGUUUUUACUUCUGAAAUGAUUUGCGAGGCAACAAUUGAUAGAAUUGUUGAACUAUUGAAGUUGACAAAUUCAGAGAUAAAUUGCUGGCAAGAGUGGCUUGUCUUUUCAGACAUAUUCUAUUUUCUAAUGAAGAAUGGGUGCAUUGAUUUUGUUGAUUUUGUGGACAAGCUAGUUUUACGCUUUGCAGAAGGUGAUCAAAAUAUUCUUAGAACAAAUCAUGUGACUUGGCUGCUCGCGCAAAUUAUACGAGUUGAGCUGGUGAUGAAUGCUUUAAAUACAGACUCAAGAAAGGUUGAAACAACCCGAAAGAUUCUUUCAUUUCAUAAAGAAGAUAGAAGCUCUGAUCCUAAUAAUCCCCAAAGUAUCCUGCUUGAUUUUAUAAGCAGUUGUCAAAACUUACGUAUUUGGUCAUUGAACACAUCAACUAGAGAAUAUUUGAACAAUGAGCAACUUCAGAAAGGAAAGCAAAUAGAUGAAUGGUGGAGACAAGUAAGCAAAGGGGAUCGCAUGAUGGAUUACAUGAACCUAGAUGACAGAUCAAUUGGUAUGUUCUGGGUUGUGUCUUACACAAUGGCACAGCCUGCUUGUGAAACAGUGAUGAAUUGGUUGACCUCUGCUGGAGUUCAAGAGUUGUUACCUGGAUCAAACUUACAGUCAACUGAGAGGCUAAUGGUGAUGCGGGAAGUUAGCCCAUUGCCAAUUUCGUUGUUAUCUGGCUUUUCAAUCAACUUGUGUCUGAAACUGGCUUAUCAGAUGGAAGAAUCUAUGUUUUUGGGACAGGUUGUGCCUAACAUUGCUAUGGUUGAGACAUAUGUUAGAUUGCUGCUCCUUGCACCUCAUUCAAUGUUUCGAUCACAUUUAAGUCAUCUGUCACAGAGGAAUCCAGCCAUUUUGAAGCAGCCUGGACCUUCUCUUUUGGUGCUUGAAAUUCUGAACUACCGUUUGCUUUCACUCUACAGGUACCAAGGCAAAAGCAAGAUCUUGAUGUAUGAUAUAACGAAAAUAAUUUCCACGCUAAAAGGGAAACGUGGAGAUCAUCGCAUUUUUAGAUUGGCUGAAAACUUGUGCAUGAAUCUUAUUUUUUCUUUGAGAGAGUUUUUUUUUGUGAAGAAGGAAGGAAAGGGUCCUACUGAAUUCACAGAAACCUUGAAUCGUAUAACCAUAACAACCCUUGCCAUCAUCAUUAAGACACGUGGGAUUGCUGAGGCUGAUCAGAUGCUCUAUCUUCCAAACAUGUUGGAACAGAUAUUGUCAAUCAGUCAACAUACAUGGUCAGAAAAGACUUUACGCUACUUCCCUUCUAUUCUCCGUGAUGCCUUGAAUGGGCGGAUGGAUACAAGAGGACUGGCAAUUCAAAAAUGGCAGCAGUCAGAAACUACUGUGAUUAAGCAGUGCACACAGCUUCUUUCACCAUCAGCUGAUCCUACUUAUGCCAUGACUUACAUCAGUCACAGUUUUCCAAUGCACCGAGAUUAUCUUUGUGCUGGUGCAUGGGUACUGAUGCAUGUCCAUCCUGAGAACAUUAACAGUGCAAACCUGGGAUGUGUCUUAAGAGAAUUUUCUCCUGAAGAAGUGACAGCGAAUAUAUAUAAAAUGGUGGAUGUCCUUCUUCAUCACAUUCAUUUGGAGCUACAACAUGGACAUUCCUUGCAGGAGCUUAUAUUAAAAGCUUCCACAAAUCUUGCAUAUUUUGUUUGGACCAAUGAGCUGCUUCCCUUGGAUAUUUUGCUUUUAGCACUUAUUGACCGUGAUGAUGAUCCCCAUGCUUUGCGUAUUGUGAUCAAUCUACUUGAGAGGCAAGAGCUUCAACAGAGAGUAAAAUUUUACCUCAUGAAUCGUGGCCCACCUGAGCACUGGCUUGCCUCUGGCAUGUUCAAGCGUGUUGAACUGCAAAAGGCUCUUGGAAAUCAUCUCUCUUGGAAGGAAAGGCAUCCCACAUUCUUUGAUGAUAUCACUGCACGUUUGCUUCCAGUCAUCCCCUUAAUCAUCUAUAGACUUAUUGAAAAUGAUGCCACAGACUUCGCUGACAGAGUUCUGCAGUUGUUUUCCACAUUUCUUCACUAUUACCCCCUAAAUUUUACAUUUGUUCGUGAUAUACUUUCAUAUUUCUAUGGUCAUCUUCCAGGAAAGCUUAUUCUCCGAAUACUGAAUGUACUGGAUCUUAAAAAGAUCCCAUUUUCUGAGUCAUUUCCCCAGCAUAUUAACUCAUCAAAUGCUGCCAUUUGCCCGCCAUUGGACUACUUUGCAACUCUUUUAUUAGGUAUUGUGAAUAAUGUUAUUCCUCCUUUAAAUAAUAGCUCAAAAACUGUCUCACUGGGGGAUGCUUCAAGUAAUUCCCUCCGUGCGCACAAGAAUUCUGCGACUUCUCAGCCUGGACCAACAAAUGCUUCUGAAGGCCAGAAAGCAUUCUAUCAAAUCCAAGAUCCAGGGACACAUACUCAGCUGAUGCUUGAAACAGCAGUCAUAGAAAUACUCUCUCUUCCUGUAUCUGCAUCCCAGAUUGUAUCAUCACUAGUUCAAAUUGUUGUGCACAUACAACCAACACUAAUCCAAUCUAGCAAUGGUCUGCAUGGUGCUCCUAAUAGUGUUGGGCAAGGUUCUGUUUUACCAACUUCCCCUUCAGGAGGAAGCACUGAUUCCUUGAACGCAAGUAGACCAACUCCUUCUGUCUCAGGAAUUAACACCUCUAACUUUGUUUCCCGAAGUGGCUAUACAUGCCAGCAGUUAUCUUGUUUGCUCAUCCAAGCUUGCGGUCUUUUAUUGGCUCAACUCCCAACAGAUUUUCACAUACAACUCUAUAUGGAGGCAUCACGUCUAAUAAAAGAGAGUUGGUGGCUUACUGAUGGGAAGAGGUCACUUGGAGAACUAGACUCUGCUGUUGGUUAUGCUUUGCUUGAUCCAACAUGGGCUGCCCAAGACAAUACCUCAACAGCCAUUGGUAACAUUGUGGCCCUGCUUCACUCUUUCUUUAGUAAUCUUCCACAAGAAUGGCUAGAUGGAACACACCUUAUCAUAAAGCAUCUCAGGCCGGUUACAUCAGUUGCAGUGUUGAGAAUAGUAUUCCGUAUUAUGGGUCCGUUGCUUCCGCGAUUGGCCAAUGCACAUGCUCUUUUCAAUAAGACUCUGUCAUUGCUUUUAAAUAUAAUGGUCGAUGUGUUCGGGAAGAACUCACAGCUAUCAACUCCUGUUGAAGCAUCGGAUAUAGCUGAUCUCAUUGACUUCCUCUAUCAUGUUGUCCAUUAUGAAGGGCAAGGAGGACCUGUGCAGGCUAACAGUAAACCAAGGUAUGAAGUUUUGGCACUCUGUGGAAGAGCAUUGGAAAAUUUACGUCCAGAUGUACAGCAUCUACUUUCCCAUCUAAAAACCGAUAUCAAUUCUUCCAUCUAUGCUGCUACUCACCCAAAGCUGGUUCAAAAUCCUUUAUAGCAAAUGGGGUUUACCGAUUUAUAAGAACAGAAUAGAGAAUGAAGGUAUGAAUAGGAAUGGUCCAUACAGAUAACAUAUAUGCAAACUUUUUCUCGUGUUUUUCUGUUAAAUAAUGUUUUUAAGUUACAAGUUAAGCAUUAUCGAUCUGUCUUUCUAGCGCAUAACUUGCAAUGUAUUGGUAACGUUGCCGUCUAGAAGAGGCAUUUGAUAGCAUUUGUAUUGUAAUGGCAAUGAGUAAUGUGACACAUAAUGCAUCAAUAAGUUGUGAACUAUUUUCUUGUGCU
Molecule: messenger RNA, 4906 nt
Organism: Camellia sinensis
Lineage: Eukaryota; Viridiplantae; Streptophyta; Magnoliopsida; Ericales; Theaceae
Source: RefSeq, a predicted model, not a curated record